This is a messenger RNA of Colletotrichum destructivum, 1788 nucleotides long. Its product is annotated as Putative alpha/beta hydrolase-1, fumarylacetoacetase-like protein. Gene Ontology annotation, molecular function: acetylpyruvate hydrolase activity. Bases 1 to 1788 code for a protein of 595 amino acids. The transcript has 3 exons. The record is from RefSeq and is a predicted model, not a curated record. Lineage: Eukaryota; Fungi; Ascomycota; Sordariomycetes; Glomerellales; Glomerellaceae.
AUGACGAGUUAUCUUGAAGGCCCGGCCAACUUUGUUGCCUACCUCCAGAGGGACGUCUCUCGCAUCGGCCACCUGGAUCUGGCCAGGCAGACCAUCCAACCUCUCAGCUUCGACUCUGGAACUCCCGUGGAGAACCUCUACCAGGUCAUCGAGGCAUCCGCUGCUCAAUAUGUUGCCGCCGGGUCAGUCGUGUCGGUGAGCGAUGUCAAACUCCUGCCCCCGAUAUCGGGUCGGGAUGUCCUCGCCGUUGGCAAGAAUUACAUGGAACAUGCCAAAGAAUUCAACAGCUCCGGCUACGACAGCUCCGACAAAGUCGAUCGGCCCAGCCACCCUGUCAUUUUCACGAAGCGUGCGACCUCCAUCAUUGCCCACGGCGACGAGAUUCAUCUGCAUCAAGGUUUCACCGAGAGCGCCGACUAUGAGGGAGAGAUUGGCGUUAUCAUCGGGAAAGCCGGCUACCGGAUCAGCGAAGAAGAUGCCUGGGACUUCGUCUGGGGUUACACCAUUAUCAACGACUUGACAGCCAGAGAAAGGCAGCGCGACCACAAACAGUUCUACAUUGGCAAAUCCCCAGACACCUUCUGCCCAAUGGGUCCAAUUGCGGUCGCGAAGGAGAAUCUACCUGACCAGGGGAGGUCUCUGCGUCUUCAGACACAUGUGAAUGGACAGCUGCGCCAAGAUGCUACUCUGAACGAUCUAAUAUUCUCCAUCCCUCGGCUCAUCGCCACGCUUUCUGCGGGCCAGACAUUGCAGCCUGGCGAUGUGCUCGCUACCGGAACGCCCGCUGGCGUUGGGCUUGGUCUCAGCCCGCCGACCUAUCUCAAAUCUGGUGAUGAGAUUGCGAUUUCCGUCACGGGGCUGGGAACCUUGAAGAACACUGUUGCUGAAUCCUCGAAGGAGAACCUGACGAUGGUACGGAUUCGGAAAGAGGCCCGAAGCACGGCAUUUAGACUGAACAACGGGGAGAAGUCAUCUCAAGGCCGAGUGGGCUUGACCCCAAAACUGAAUGGUUUGAGCGGGAUCAGCUAUCAGCGCCUUGGAUCAGGAGACGAGAAGUUUGUCUUCAUCCACGGUCUGGGGGGAACCAAAGACUAUUGGACUCCUCUGAUAUCAACGUUGUCUCUCCCGAACAGGGCCUCUGUGCAUCUUUACGAUUUCGAAGGCCACGGGCUGACGCCGACAUCUCCUACGCAGAAACUGACCAUCAGCCACUUGGCUUCUGAGCUCAAAAGCGUCUUCGACCGGGCCGAUACUUCACCGCAGUCUCCUGCGACUGUGGUAGCACAUUCUGUAGGGUGUCUCAUCGCCAUUCAUUUCGCCUUGGAGUACCCGGACCUCGUCAAGAAGUUGGUACUCUUCGGACCACCACCGUCCUCGCUCCCAAAUCCCACGCCGGAUGUUUGGUUUAGUAUCGCUGAGCAGGCAAGAAGCCACGGUAUGAGCGGGAUCGUGGAUGGGAUCGUUUCAACUCAAGUAUCGGACUACACGAAGAUGAACAAUCCUUUGGCCGUGGCUGCAGUCCGCCUCAGUCUGCUCGGGCAAGACCCAGAGGCGUAUGCAAAGGCAUGCUCGGCCCUUGCUUUGGGAGACUCUGCCGACUUUAGCCAACUGAACAUCGAGACACUCUUAGUCACCGGACGAUAUGAUCCGGUGUCGUCACCUUCGGUCGUUGAGGACUACGCGAAGAGAAACGCUCACUCGCGAUUAGUUGUCCUUCCCAAUGUAGGCCAUUGGCACGUCUUCGAGGACGUAGUUGGUGUCGGCCAGAGCCUUCAAAACUUUUUGUAA